UAUGACUUUGAUGCCCCCCUCUGGUGCUUGACACCUGUCUACCAGUACGCCACCAUAUACUCCAGUAUGACUUUGAUGCCCCCCUCUGGUGGUUGACACCUGUCUACCAGUACGCCACCAUAUACUCCAGUAUGACCACGAUGUCCUUCCGCAUGCAGUCUCACCAUGAGCUCGGCUGGCGGCGAUGCAGGCGACGGUGGUCUGGGGGCCCCGCAGACGAAGACCCCCGGGGAGAAGGCAUCGGGGCCCGAGAGCGCAGACGGCUCGGGGUGGACGAGGGCCAGCUGCCCGUGCUGCGCGGGGGGCCCCGUGGAGCCCCUGGUGCUGCUGCAGCUCAGAGCGGGGCUCCCGAGAGAGACCAAGGACUGGGUCAUCACCCUUAUAGCCACCGCCGUGAAACAAGGAGGUGCAGGCUUGUCCGCCCACCCGGGGGAGGAGCCUAGCGGUGACAUCAUCGUGGUGUCGGCGCCGCGGUGCACGCUGCUGCGGGCGGCGGAGGAGCUGGGUCUGUGCAAGCCCUACCGCACGGGGGACAUGACGGCCUUCUCCUAUCACGACCGGAGCAACUUCAGGGACGCCGAUGACGUGCAGGUUCUCCUGACCCUGGCUGAGAGACUGUACAUUGUGAAGUACAGAGCUGGAGGGCUGCGAGCUCAGAGGGACCAUCAGAUACCCGACUCCCAGAGGUGGCGCCUUCUGCAACACAAACUCAAGGCUCUAAGUGACUGCUGGUACUCUGGGAACCAGUUGACUCAGCCUCUGGAUCCACGCUACUUCGGCGGUACCGUAGCGUUCUACUUCAGCUUCCUGGACUUCUACACCUGGUCUGCUCCUCCCGCCAUUCUGGGGCUGAUCCUCACAGUCUUCUCCGGGAGCGUCAACAAGGAGGCCAUGGACUCCAUCUCAGACUCCAAGGUCGCCGCGGGCGACGACGACGACGACGACCAGACGGUCAGCGGUCACAUGAUCCAGGCGGUGUUCAGCAUGCUGUGGUCCACGGUCGUCAUAGAGAUGUGGAAGCGCCGCAGCACCCUUCUGGCGUACCGCUGGGGCACCAUGCAGCUGGCCGAGCGCUUCUCCGAGCCCCGCCCCGCCUACCACGGCGCCCUGGGGGUGAACCCCGUGACGGGCCGCGUGGAGCCGCUGUUCCCCGCCUGGCAGCGGGAGCUGCGGAUGGCGCUGGUGUCGGUGCCCGCGGUGGGGCUGUUCCAGGGUAGGCCCCUAGAGGGAGCUAGUGAGCAGCAGUACGGUGUUAAACUCCCGGUAGGCCUCUAGAGGGAGCUAGUGAGCAGCAGUACAGUGUUAAACUCCCGGGU
Messenger RNA from Gadus macrocephalus (Pacific cod), 1316 nucleotides. It is a transcript of the gene ano10b, whose product is annotated as anoctamin 10b. The record is from RefSeq and is a predicted model, not a curated record. Gene Ontology annotation, cellular component: plasma membrane. Lineage: Eukaryota; Metazoa; Chordata; Actinopteri; Gadiformes; Gadidae. Gene Ontology annotation, molecular function: chloride channel activity. Gene Ontology annotation, biological process: chloride transmembrane transport.